Achroia grisella is the source of this 939-nucleotide messenger RNA. Its product is annotated as secretory phospholipase A2 receptor-like. NCBI's taxonomy places the organism in Eukaryota, Metazoa, Arthropoda, Insecta, Lepidoptera, Pyralidae. The coding region runs from base 1 to 939 and encodes 312 amino acids. The transcript has 5 exons. The record is from RefSeq and is a predicted model, not a curated record.
AUGCGCCAUCCCUCUCCAACAUCACAUCUCUCCAGCUCCACUGUUCGCUUUAACGUUCGUGACACAAAGCAAUAUAAAUUUCGGAUGGAUUAUAUGUGGGCACAAUCGUUCAAAACAUUCUACCGCCUUCAUGAUAUGGCUACAAACUGGCACCAGGCACGGCAGAUCUGUGAAGUCGAAGGCACGUCCCUCUUCGUGCCGGACAAUUUGGACGAAAUGGAAAAUUUAAAACUUCUAAUCAGUAACAUGAAGGCUCACUAUACCGCUAUAUUUAUUGGAAUACACGACCAAUACGCUAGUGGAGAUUAUGUUAAUUUAAAAGGCGAACUAAUAAGAGAUACAAUUUUAAAUCUCCUUUGGGCUCAAGGCUCUCCAGAUAAUUUGAAUGGCACAGAACAUUGUGUAGUAAUGACAAGAGAAGGACUUUUUGAUGACAAGCAGUGCAGUGAUAUAUUUCCAUUUGUUUGUAAAAUAAUGGGUAGUAAUAUAAAAUAUAAUGAAAACUGUGAUAAUUAUGACUCAGAAUACAUUAAUGGAGGUAAUGGUAAAUGCUAUAAAUACCACGUGGAACCGUUAUCCUGGCACGACGCGUAUAUGGUCUGCAAGGCAGAAGAAGGCAAUCUAGCUAUUAUUAACUCGGCUUCAGAAGCUACACUAAUCAAUAGCUACCUUGGACAGCACCUGAAUAGCAUUGCUCCGGAUCCCAAUAUAUUGCAUAUUGGAUUUAGUGACCUUAUGUUUCCAUAUCAAUACAGAACUAUAAAAGGACAAACUUUGGAGGAUGCAGGAUACUCUUCGUGGAAUCCGGAGAAGGAAGGCUCGUCGUUCACAAACACAAAACGUUGUGGGGCAAUUUCCAGGACGGGAUUCCUGCAAGUAACCUGGUGCGACCGUCCUGCUAUGUUUCUCUGUGAAAAAAAUAUAAAUAGUACUCCAUAA